CACUAGUCCUGAGAUCCUCCACCUCAGAGAAGUAGUCCAGCCACUCCAGACUCAUCCACCCAGCUCACCCUCCAGGCUGCUGAGACUUCCCUCAACCGGCUCCACCUCAGGCUCACUGCAGAGACGAAGAAGAAGAUGACGAGGAUGCAGCAGCGCUCGCUCAGCUUUCCGGUCCUUCUCCUCCUGGUCUUCGUAGCUGGGAUAGUUCUGUCUGGUCCCUCCGCCCCACGCAGGAGCAGAGUACGGCGCCAGAACAUGAAAGUCCGGAUCAGCGCCACAGCAGACACCAUCGUGAUGAAGUUCCUGCGGCCCAACGCCGACACCAAGCUGGAGGGCUACAUCCUGGGCUACGGCAGCAGCAUGUUCUCCAAACAGUUCAUCCCGCUGCCCGAGGACGGGCGGCCGUACGUGUCUGAGAUGGACGCCGAGCCGAAGUACCUCAUAGCUGUCCAGCCCAUUCCCACCAACGAAGUGAAAAAGCACUGCACAGGGAAAGUUCAGCUGGAGAGGCCGCUGCACCUGGUGAUCGGGUCGGUGACGCCCACCUCCGUCCUCCUGUCCUGGGGGACGCUGCUGAAAACCCCUUAUGAAGGGAACAUCAUGGACGAGUGUCUGGAGGACGGACACUACACGGUGCGCUACCGUGAGCGGAGCAGGAAGUGGAACUACCAGACCUGCCCCACCAGCGACACCGUCAUCGACAACCUGAAGCCCAACACGGUGUACGAGUUCGGCGUGCAGCCCAGCUCCAAGGACGGCGCCGGGGCGUGGAGCAGGCCCGUCUUCCACAACAUCAGCUCCUCGGGCGUCGAGGAGAGGCUUGUCAGGAAAAUCUUCAAGCGUCCCAUCACCGCUGAGAAGCCCUUGACGCCGGGCCCCCACUCCUUCCCCUUCUCCCCCCAGCACGUUCUCCAUAACAAGACCCAGGGCAGACAGCCCUACUCUCGGAUCAUGGUCCCACAGACCACUCUGGCUCCAACCACAACUACUAGACAGGAAUCUCUGUCCACCGCCAGGCCCACACGUCCCCCUGUGGUCUACAAACAACCAAUCGGAGGAGAACACCUUGCCAGGCCCAGCUUGCCUCCUUCCUUAGAAGUUCCAGUAACUCCAAAGGUUCAGCCUCAACUGCACAAAACAACCACCAUGGCAACUGUGCCCAUGGCCAAAGAAAUUCAGGAGAAAAAGAAAGGGCAUUCCCACCAAAAUCCCCUGUCCAAACCCUCUGGAAAAUCUCAACCGAACUCCCACGUCCAACUGCAGUAUCGCUUACCAAAGCCCCAACCCCAACCCCAACCUCAUCCCCAACCCAAACCAUCUCAAUUACCUCCUCAACUAAUGCCCAGUUUAAAUGAUUCAUUUUUUCCAAAACCCUACACUCAAACAAAAUCACUCCCCCAGUCAACAACACAGCCAGACUCACUGACCAAACCACAACCCAAUACCAUGCCACCCAGACCUCAGACCCCCAAACAGCACCAACCAGCAAUCCAGUCCAAAGCUCAGCCCCAACCACAACCUCAAAAUUCACAGUCAACACACCACACCGAACCUAAACCCCAAACAACAGCCCUGCCCAAACUUCAUUACCAAUAUCUGCCAACAACAACCCAACCCAGACCUCAGAUAGAAGCAAAACACCAAACAAUUCCGCCUAAACAUCAGACCAAAGCACUGUCACAAGCAACAACCCAACCCAGACCUCAGACCCAAGCUUUUCCACAAACGACAAUCCAACCCAGACCUCAGACCCAAGCUUUUCCACAAACGACAAUCCAACCCAGACCUCAGACCCAAGCUUUUCCACAAACGACAACCCAACCCAGACCUCAGACCCAAGCUUUUCCACAAACAACAACCCAACCCAGACCUCAGACCCAAGCUUUUCCACAAACAACAACCCAACCCAGACCUCAGACCCAAGCUUUUCCACAAACAACAACGAAACCCAGACCUCAGACCCAAGCUUUUCCACAAACAACAACCCAACCCAGACCUCAGACCCAAGCUUUUCCACAAACAACAACCAAACCCAGACCUCAAACCCAAGCUUUUCCACAAACAACAACCCAACCCAGACCUCAGACCCAAGCAUUUUCACAAACAACAACCAAACCCAGACCUAUGACCAAAGCACAACCACGAACAACAAUCCAGUCCAGACGUCGGACCCAAGCACAAUCACGAGUAAAAACCCAACCAAGACCUAAGACUAAAGCAACAACCCAACCCAUACCUCAGACCCAGGCACUACCACAGACAAAAAUCCAACCCAAACUUCAGACCCAGGCACUACCACGGACAACAACCCAACCCAAACUUCAGACCCAGGCACUACCACAGACAACAACCCAACCCAAACUUCAGACCCAGGCACUACCACAGACAACAACCCAACCCAAACGUCAGACCCAGGCACUACCACAGACAACAACCCAACCCAAACGUCAGACCCAGGCACUACCACAGACAACAACCCAACCCAAACGUCAGACCCAGGCACUACCACAGACAACAACCCAACCCAAACGUCAGACCCAGGCACUACCACAGACAACAACCCAACCCAAACUUCAGACCCAGGCACUACCAUGGACACCAACCCAACCCAAACCUCACAUCCGACUGCUAUCCCAAACGACCCAACCACAGCUCCAAACAACAACCCAGCCUAAACCACAUAACCAACAACGUCAUAAAACUACAAUCCAUCCCAUACUUCAAAACCACCCACAACCCCAAACAACAGAACUGUCGCUAUACCUUACCAAACCACAAUCGACAACAUCACCACAUCCCAAAAUACAGACCCGCCCUCUGUCACAAGCUGAGCCAGACACUCCAUCUACAGUUCGGAAUCAAAUCCCAGCAGAAACUCAACCAAAGUCAACAAAAGCAAAGGCUGAAAUUAGCUCCAAGUCGCAGGCUAAGGCUCAACCUACACCUAAAACAAAAUCCAAGCUCACGCCACAAUAUAAACCCAAGCAGGAGCCCAAGCCCCAGCUGCCAUCCCAACCAAAAAAACAGCCGAAGCCUCAAACACAACCUCAACCAAAAAAGCCGCUGAAGUCUGAACAACCACAUGAGUUUAAAAAGCAACCAAAACCUCAGCCAAAGCCCAGAACUAGAGACCCACAGCCUCAGCUUCAGCCUCCAUUGAAGGCCCAGUCCCAAACCGAACCUCCACCCAAGCCCCAACCACAGCCUCAGCCUGAGCUUCAGGUUCAGCCUCAGACCAGGACCUCCUCUGAUCCCACCAAGGUUGCCUCAAGGCAGUCAGUCCCAACUGCUCCUAGUCCACCAGAAGAGGGCAAGCCUCUACCAAGACCUGCCCUGGCUACAGAGAAAGCUGGUAGUUCUAAUGAUGGUGCCAGCGUGCUCAGGUCUUCGGUUGCUGAAGCCCCCCGUUCUCCCGUUAGCCCAUCAGUUACAGCAGGAAGAAACGCCACCCUGUCUCGCGGCCGGGUCCCUCCUCCCUCUACUAAUCUUGGUGUCAGACCAUUCUCUCCAUCCAAGCCAGUCACCUCUUCUCACAGCUCCAACACGCCUGGCGCCAGUGGGGCGCAUCAUAAGGGCAAUGCUCUUCAUAAACCUGGGGUGUGGUCCAAAGAGAAACCUGCAGUUCUGCGCCCUCCUGUCCCUGGCAACAAGAGACCCAACCUGGUGGGAAACCCCAGUGACCGCGGGGAGGGCAACAGUGCUGGAUAUAAACCCAUGGAUCUGAAACAAGGAGACAAGGAGUCCAUCUUGAAGAGAUUCCCUCUGGUCACGGCCAAACCGAAGCAGGAGCGCCGGCAGCAGACGACCACCGCGGCGCCUGCGCUGAACACCACUCGCUUUGACAUUUAUGAAAACUCCUCCAUAUUCAGGCCUCUGCCUGCAUCAGACGUGGACUUCAUGGGAAAGAAGCGUUUCGUGGCUCCACAUGUGAUCUACAAGACGGAUAAGAAGCCCGAGGAGCCGUGCUCCAUCACUUCCUCCCUCACCUACUUCCCCGACGAGGAGGGCAGCGACCAGAACGUGACCGGCCCCCCCCGGGUCCCCCCGUCCAACCUGACCGUGGUCACGGUGGAGGGCUGCCCGUCCUUCGUCAUUCUGGACUGGGAGAAGUCCGACAACGAAACCAGAGAGUAUGAAGUUGUGUCGACAGCUAAAGGGCCGAACGGGCAGCAGGUGUCGAUACUGACCACCAACCAGACGCACACGGCCGUGGAGAACCUCAAACCGGAGAGCAGUUACGAAUUCAAAGUGACGCCGAAGAACGAGCUGGGGAGCGGACCGUCCACCGAGCCCGUGUCCUUCAGCACCGAAUCAGCGGAUCCGCGAGUGAGCGAGUACGUCUCAGGCAAAGACGCCAUCUGGACCCAGUUCCCGUUCAAAGCCGACGCCUACUCCGAGUGCAACGGGAAGCAGUACGUGAAGAGGACUUGGUACCGGAAGUUCGUGGGCAUCCAGCUGUGCAACUCGCUGAGAUACAAGAUCUACCUGAGCGACUCGCUCAACGGGAAGUUUUACAACAUCGGCGACCAGACGGGCCACGGCGAGGACCACUGCCAGUUCGUGGACUCCUUCCUGGACGGCCGGACUGGAAGUCAGAUGUUCGCUGACCAGCUGCCCAGCAGACCAGGGUACUUCAGAGCCAUGAGGCAGGAGCCGGUGAACUUCGGGGAGAUCGGGGGAAAGUCCCACGUGACUUACGUGGGCUGGUACGAGUGUGGAACGCCCAUCCCCGGGAAGUGGUAGGACCCCCUCCUGAAGAAGACCCCAGGGGGCCUUGCAGGGAGGGGGGCCUUCCUCUACGCCGCCACGGACACUGACUGUCUGAACCCACCCGCUGUCCAGGGUGGGACCCGCUACUGGACUAUUAGGUGCCACACAACACUCUCCGGAGUGCAUCUGUAACAACAUCACUUCUCUAUUUAUCAAGCGAGGGACGAGAGAACGAACCAAAUCUUUGAAUAUAAAGUAACCGCGGAGGAAAUGUUGGGAAGCUGGCUCCCAAAGUGGAAUAACUUGUAUGAUAAUAUUUAUCAAGGGAUGGUUAUUGAAUUUUCUGUGUGUGCUCAGGCUUUGGAGACGAAAACGUACAAAGAAAAAAAACCAACAAUGUUCCAAACACUUGUGUUGCGCGUCAGUGGGCGCACCCAUUGGAGAAACGAGGCUUUCGUUGUACAUGUGAAGAGUAAAAUACACACAGACAUGCAGAAUGGACCUUCUGCUGGCCCUAAGGGAUUCAAAGCAGCUGCAGUUUGCACAGUAUUAAACUUUUGUUCAUAUAUGUAUAUUGGUGUGAAAUACAGCAGAUUUACAGUUGGAUGCAUUUCAGGUAAAACCCUCCGAUCGAUCAGACGGCGUUCGCCAAGCGUCGGUCGGAAAGCCGCAGCUUGAGCCCAGCUUUUGUAUGGGGCCACUUGGAAACAAAAGAGUUUUGUAUUUUUAAUGCCAAUGCAUUUGUGUCCUGUAUGUUAAAAAAAGGAAUAAAAAUAUAUAU
Messenger RNA from Salarias fasciatus (jewelled blenny), 5491 nucleotides. RefSeq names its product ABI family, member 3 (NESH) binding protein a (gene abi3bpa). The record is from RefSeq and is a predicted model, not a curated record. NCBI's taxonomy places the organism in Eukaryota, Metazoa, Chordata, Actinopteri, Blenniiformes, Blenniidae. The transcript has 23 exons. Gene Ontology annotation, biological process: extracellular matrix organization; positive regulation of cell-substrate adhesion. Gene Ontology annotation, molecular function: protein binding. Bases 136 to 4743 code for a protein of 1535 amino acids.